Miscanthus lutarioriparius is the source of this 1143-nucleotide messenger RNA. NCBI's taxonomy places the organism in Eukaryota, Viridiplantae, Streptophyta, Magnoliopsida, Poales, Poaceae. The record is from the annotation of a GenBank genome assembly.
AUGCUACCGCGUUAUUCGACAAUGUCUACCAGCUCGAACGCUGGCCCCGCCAGGCUCCGCACCGGCCAGACCGAGUACCUCAUGGAGCUCGCCAUCGGGACGCCGCCGGUGCCGUUCGUCGCCCUGGCCGACACCGGCAGCGAUCUCACCUGGACGCAAUGCAAGCCGUGCAAGCUCUGCUUCCCGCAGGACACGGCCAUCUACAACACCGCCGCCUCGUCAAGCUUCUCUGCCGUGCCGUGCUCCAGCGCCACGUGCCUGCCCAUCUGGAGCCGCAACUGCACGGCUAGCUCACCCUGCAGGUACCGAUACGCCUACGGCGACGGCGCAUACUCUGCUGGUGUCCUGGGCACGGAGACGCUCACGUUCGGCUCUAGCCCUGGUGCGCCUGGAGUCUCCGUCGGCGGCAUCGCGUUUGGUUGUGGCAUCGACAAUGGCGGCCUCUCGUACAACUCCACCGGCACCGUCGGCCUGGGCCGUGGGAGCCUGUCCCUCGUGGCGCAGCUUGGGGUCGGCAAGUUCUCCUACUGCCUCACCGACUUCUUCAACACCAGUCUAGGCAGCCCAGUGUUGUUCGGCUCCCUUGCCGAGCUGACACCCAUUGGCAGCGCUGCCGUGCAGUCGACGCCGCUCCUGCAGAGCCCGUUCAGCCCGUCGAGGUACUACGUCUCCCUCGAGGGCAUAUCGUUCGGCGAUGCACGCUUGCCGAUCCCGAACGGCACCUUCAACCUGCGCGCCGACGGCUCCGGGGGCAUGAUCGUGGAUUCCGGCACCAUCUUCACGAAACUCGUGGAACCUGGUUUCAGGGUGGUGGUCGACUACGUGGCCGGCGUGCUCGGCCAGCCGGUGGUGAACGCCUCCAGCCUAGACAGCCCAUGCUUUCCGGCUCCGGCCGGUGAACCGGAGCUCCCGGCCAUGCCGAACAUGGUGCUGCACUUCGCCGGAGGUGCAGAUAUGAGGCUGCAUAGGGACAACUACAUGUACUUUGACCCGGAAUCGUCGUCGUCCUGCUUGAGCAUUGCAGGGUCCUCGUCGGCUUCUUCUUCCGUUCUGGGCAAUUUCCAGCAGCAGAAUAUACAGAUGCUGUUUGACAUCACCGUAGGGCAGUUGUCAUUCGUGCCCACCGACAGUAGUAAGCUCUGA